This is a messenger RNA of Ceraceosorus guamensis, 3179 nucleotides long. RefSeq lists its product as hypothetical. Gene Ontology annotation, molecular function: protein tyrosine phosphatase activity. Lineage: Eukaryota; Fungi; Basidiomycota; Exobasidiomycetes; Ceraceosorales; Ceraceosoraceae. The transcript is spliced from 3 exons. Gene Ontology annotation, biological process: positive regulation of G2/M transition of mitotic cell cycle; G2/M transition of mitotic cell cycle; protein dephosphorylation. Bases 236 to 3052 code for a protein of 938 amino acids. The record is from RefSeq and is a predicted model, not a curated record. Gene Ontology annotation, cellular component: nucleus; cytoplasm.
AGGUCACAGUAUCAGCUCCCUCGCUCCUCCAACAGCAACCGAUGACCUCUGAUCAGUGAGGGCUUCAACUUCAGCGACUUGGAACACACCUUGCGUUAUCUACGAUUGCACCAACCAUCUAUCACCGUCCGUCCGCGUGGAUGCCUCUACUGCCUCAACGUACCACUCCCAGCUACACAAACGGGCGUUGAUACUUGACGCCCAGCUUCCACCUCCAAGGCUCUCCCCUGUCGUCAUGACCACUCUACUAUCGUCGCCCAUUGGGGCGCCCAUACGUCUCGACAACAUCUUUCAGCAACCGUCGUCCCCAACGCGCAAAUACGACGACCUACCUGCGGAGUUCGGCGACAGAUCGUUUGGAUCGUCUAUGAGCUUGAGCUCGUCGUUUGAUCUCGGCAGAUACACCAAUGAGCGGAACAGUAACACUCAUCAGUCCGUGUCACCAUCGAACUCGUUCGCAUCUCACAUGCGUAUGGCGGUCUCCUCCAACUCGGCCAAAGCCGGACCAUCCUCUGCAUUCUUGGGCCAUGCUCGCCCCGAGAAGCAUCAUCAUCAAAGCCUCGGCGAAGCCAUGGGCACAGAGCUCCACAGCCGCUCUCCAAACCUCGGUAUGAAGCUCACCUCUCCACAUCGUAUGGAGGUUGAUACCUCAAUCGAGGUUCCUGAUCUCCCCCACAAGCGUAGUGCCAUUCUCAGAUCCGCACGGCAGCAGGGUAGCGGUCUCAAUGACCAGCGCAACAUUCGCGAGGAGACUGUUCGAAAUCCGCGCAGCAGGCGCUCAUCACCAACUUCGUCGGCAUCCAAGCCAAACUCACCAGCGCCACUUGCAGCACAGCGCACAAGUCCGGCGGGCCUGCAGGCACCUGCGGCGCCGGGCAGUGCCGGAGGCUCUCUGGGUCGUAUGUUUGGUAUGGAGCUCCGCCUCAACAGUGGGGAAGAUGAGAGCGCCCUCAACAGCAGUCCAGACAAGGAACCUCCCACGAAGCGAAGGCCCUCAUCUCUGCCUCUGGGCGGCGGCGACCACCACACACGCCCAAGCAUGCGCAGCGCUGGCCUGAUGCCCUCGUCUACAGCUCGCCCGAGCAUGAUCAAGCACCAAAGUUUGAACACGUCAUCCGGUGUGGUCCCGCGUAAGCGCGGCAGCAUGGAAGUACUCGGCCAGACUAGAUCCAUCUCCGACGCCAAUGCCGCCCAAAUCGAGCCACGCUUGGCACGCACGCGAGCUCACUCUGCAGAGCUGCAAGUUACGAAGAGUACCAGGGCACCGAUCUCCCACGCGACCAUCAUCGAGUCACCAUCACCCUCCACCAUUGCGCACGAAGGGCUAGGUUCCUACUUCUUCGAUCCAAGCUCUCCUGAGCAUCUCGCCAACGUGAAGGGCAACGCACCGGCAGCGAAGCUCAGAGCCAGUCCAAAGCUGGAAGAACCCCCAAUGACCGCCCGACCAACGCUUCGGCCUGGACUUGGCGAUCGACUGUUCGAAAGGACGGCGACCUCAGCAGAAAUGCCGACCUUUGCCCGUGCGAUGGAUAGUGAUGCUGCCACUGGCCCAUCCGGGCGAUCAAGGUCUUCCCUGGGCAAGCGUGCCAAUCCGUAUUCCAAGCGACCGUCUCUGGCACCCCUUGCAGCCGCGCGCGACAGCCAGAUGGACGGCGGGUUGCGAACCGCCUAUCCUACCCUUGGUGGUCAAGCACGUCUCACGGCGCCAGCCCCUCGUCGCUGUCACUCAGCUUUGGACAAUACCAAGGUGUUUGCAAGCGCUGCGACCUUGCGACCGACGAUGAUGAAACCAAGUGACAUGGCAUCGCCGGACGCUGAAAGAAGUCUGAGCUUCCCAGAGGAAUUCGACGUCAACGGCUCUCCUGUUGCUCAUAGCGCGCGACCACGCUCGAGACCUGCCUUUCUACGUCGCACCAGCAAAGAUGACGCCUCGCCGCUCGGGUACGGUAGCAAGCGCAGUGGAUCAAAUGGUGACCAUGGUUUCUCGAUGCAACAGUCGCCGAUGGCCGUCAGCUCGCCCAAGUACGGCGCAGAGUGCAUGCCAGGCUUCGGUGCCUCUGAAAUGGAAGGAAAGAUCUUGCCGUGCCAUACAUCGAAAGACGACGGCCUCAUGCGCAUUUCAUCGGAUACCCUUGCUGAUCUCCAAUCCGGCAAGUACGCCACUCAUAUCAAGGAGCAUUUCGUCAUUGAUUGCCGAUUUGGGUACGAAUUUGAUGGCGGCCACGUUGGAGGAGCCAUCAACUUGAGCACAAUUGAAAAGGUCAAAGCAUACUUCUUGACGCCCGGACAAGGUCUGCACGCGGAUCGUCCGAUGCCUCCACGCUCUCAAAGUGGCGCAUCAAGUGGCACUCAGCCCGACAAGACUGUGCUGAUCUUCCACUGCGAAUUCUCAGCAAAGCGUGCCCCAUCGCUCGCACUGGCACUGAGGCACGCUGACCGCGCGCUGCGACACGACUAUCCGUCGUGCCACUUUCCCGAGCUCUACGUGCUGGAAGGUGGUUACUGCGGAUUCUUCAAAGAGCACCCCUUGCUUUGUGAGCCCGUCGCCUACGUCGAGAUGGACGAUCCUGCCUAUUCUGAACAGCGCUCUUCAGAGAUAUGUGGAUUUCGAAAGCAAUUCGCCCCAAAACAACCGUUCAACCGCCACCGCAGCUUCACUUUUGGAGAGCGCAGCUCGUCUGCGGGUGGAGCGCCUGUUCGCAGCCUGGCCAACGGUCUGGCCCACUCGAUUCGAGAAGAGGACACCUCCUGUGACGAUUCUCCUAGCGCAGCCGUGGCCGGCGGUGUUCAUGCUCGCAAGAAGCUCAUGCAACCUGCAAAGGAUCGCGCUCGCGGUGGAGAGCGAGCAGCUCUCAGUCCCGGUGCAGGAGACAUGAGCCUCUGCAGCUCGGUGGGCGACUCGUCUUUCGAAGGAGGACCGAGCGAUAGCCCAUGCGCAGCAGUGCCUGCUCGCCGGCCUGCCGUUGCGGGUGGCGCUUUGCCCAAGGUGCGGCUUGGCGCCCCACGACCCUUGCAACGAGCCAGUACGGCCUCCAACGUUCUUGGCCGGUAGAUCGCUGCUCCUUCUUCUCGAUGCUCGAUAUAAGUCUCAGUGUUCUCGUCACGUCCGUUUGCAUCACGUCUCGGUUUUCUAAGCAUCUCACACCUCGCUCAAGACUCUGCAAAAAAUUUUCGGAACA